AUGUCGUCGACCGAUUUAAUGCCUAAAUGGCAAUUACUGGCACUGGUAGCGAUUAGCUACCUUACGUGGACCAUUUCGAUAAUACUCGGUUUUGUUGGCCAUAUUUUUUAUUGGCUUAUUUUCGAUUCACUCGGUCGAGCCGAUGCCAAUAAGAAAUCGAAAUUAGAAUGGACAAGUGAUAAUGAGGAUGAGCAUUAUGCAAUCAUUAUUGGUGCAGGUUUUUCGGGUUUAGGAAUGAGUAUUAAAUUGAAAGAAAUGGGCAUGGAUAAAUUUGUCGUAUUAGAACGUCAUUCACAUGUUGGCGGUACAUGGUAUGCAAAUCGAUAUCCAGGUUGUCAAGUCGAUAUUCCAUCGAAUCUAUAUUCGUAUUCAUUUGAAAUGAAUCCACAAUGGAGCUACAAUUAUAGUCGUCAAUCAGAACUUGCCGACUAUUUAGAAAAAUGUACAGACAAAUAUGAUAUUCGUUCAUAUAUUCAAUUUGAUACGACAGUUACUCGAUGUGAUUGGCUCGACGAACUGCAACUAUGGCGAGUGACUACAGUACACAAAAAUAGUGGUGAUGAAAAAUAUUAUUAUGGCCGUUAUCUUAUUGGAGCCUAUGGUCUACUGUCGAAUGCAUCAUACCCAACAGAUAUUGAAGGAUUUGAAUCAUUUAAAGGAGAAAUGUGUCAUACGGCUGAAUGGAACGAUAAAAUUAAUUUUAAAGGAAAACGAGUUGCCGUUGUCGGUACUGGUUCAAGUGCUAUACAAUGUAUACCUGAAUUACACAAAAAAUUUGGUGUUUCACAUUUAUACGUUUUUCAACGAACGGCACCUUGGAUUACUACUUUAAAGAAUCAAGCAGUGACUUCAUUCGAAAAGUACAUUUUCACCAGUAUUCCACUAAUUCAAAAAUUCCUUCGAGCUUGCAUCUAUUGGAGACUUGAAUCUAUUGUUUUCUCGUUCGUUUAUCGAUGGCCUAUUCGUUUUGUUGCGGAAAAGCUCGUCAAAAAUGUGUUUCUUUAUCAAGUCAAAGAUUCAGAAUUACGCCAAAAAUUGAUUCCAACAUGGGAUUUCGGCUGUAAACGAAUAUUGUUGAGUAGUGAUUGGUUUUCGACACUACAACAGCCUAAUGUUACACUAGUUACAAAUCGAAUACGUCAAGUGAAACCACUUUCGAUUGUCACUUGUGAUGGAAAUGAGUAUCCAGUUGAUAUUAUCGUGUGGGCUACAGGUUUUAAAGUUCAUUCACUUCAUAUUCCUAUGUUUGGCAUUCAAGGCCAAUCGCUUGAGAAACAAUGGUCACAAACCGUGCAGGCUUAUCGUGGUGUUACCGUACCCAAUUUUCCCAAUAUGUUUCUUCUUCUCGGUCCCAAUACAGGACUUGGACACAAUUCUGUACUAGUCAUGAUCGAAGCACAACUGAAGUAUAUUACGGAAGCAUUGGUCUAUAUGCAAGAGAAUGGCAUUCGAGCAUUGGCGGUGAAACAAGACGUUAGCGACAAAUUCAAUGAAGAAAUACAGUCGAAACUAAAGAGCACUGUCUGGCAAGUGGGUGGUUGUCAUUCAUGGUAUCAAGAUCCGAAAGGAAAUAAUACUACAAUAUGGCCUGGGUUUACAUGGACCUAUGAUCUCUUGCUCAGAAAGUUCGAUUAUCAAAAUUAUUAUGCCGUCUCCGCAACGUGA
Molecule: messenger RNA, 1665 nt
Organism: Rotaria sp. Silwood2
Lineage: Eukaryota; Metazoa; Rotifera; Eurotatoria; Philodinida; Philodinidae
Source: the annotation of a GenBank genome assembly